GUUUUUAUUUCGUAUUGCAUUUUUGGAGGUCUGGCCAGAGCGCCUUGGAGCAAUGCGGGGUGGCCAGCGAUCGCGAUUUCGUGCCGGAGGCGAUUUCUCCCAGCAGCAGCAGCUCACGAUCGGCCGCGCUCUCGCGAUUUGGAUCGAAAUCAGGUGGAUCUGAAGCUCUGUCUCCUAGGGCUUGAGCUUUGGCGCGGCAUGUAGGGGCGUAGAAUUCUCGCAGGGAUUUUAUCGGAAGAAUGCAAGCCGCUAUUAGAUACACCGACAGUGCUGGACGCUUCCAUGGGAAUCAGGCGCAUGCUAAUGGUGGGACAGAGCUUGAGAAUGGAUUCAGGGAUCCCGUAGAAGUCUAUGACCUUCUCGCAAAGGCCGAAAUUGCACUUACGGAGAAGGUUGCCGAGGCGAAUCACCUGCGUACUGCUCUACAGAGCGCCCAGCAUGAAAUUGCAACUCUGAAGAAAAAUGCUGCCUCGCGAAAGCCAGAGGAGGAAACAAUCUCGCAAGAACGCGUUCCUGCAAAUGGGAACACGAACGCAGAAAAUGGGGCGGACGUUAAGUCGGAUGCUGUGCCUCCAUUCAGACCGGACAUGACACUGGCUUCGACGAGGACGCACGAGGAGGAAGUCCGUCAGCUUCGGAGCAAACUCUAUGAGGCCACUAUAAGGGAAACACAACUUCUUGCUGAGAACACUAGUUUGGAAAGAAAAAUGGCAGAACUACAAGUGUUCUACUAUCGGGAGCAGCAAUCUGUCGCCGAUGCAACGUCAAAAGCCUUGACGAUUCGUGAAGAGCUUGCUGAGAAAAAUAUGAAGCUUGCUUAUGAUAAUCAAGCUCUAGGACAAGAAAGAAACUUUCUUGUGACGUCGCUGUUGCCACUUCUGGAGGAGUUUGAUUUGCAUCCAGCUACAGAUGCGCAAUCAAUUGUCGUCUCUGUGAAAGCAUUGGUGCAACAUUUGAAGUCCAGAGUAAACGAUGAGAGAAGAAUCAAAGAGCCAGGUUUCUACAGGCCAUGGUUGUAUACGCCACCGUCUCCGUCCAAUGUACAAUCACCCCCUCGAUUUGCUCCUCCCUCGCCUCUGCAGAAUGGGCGGGGACUAGAACUUGUGCCUCAAAGUAUUUAUCCUCAAAUUCAAAGGCCUACAUCGCCUUCCUCUUUGAACGUCAACACGACGCGAUCUGUUGGUACUCCCGAGUAUAUGCAUAUGCAAGAAAUGGUUCCUAAGCACAAUACAGAUUUACACGAAAAUUUCCAUUCUAUUGAGGGUGAUGAUCCAGACAUCAGGACCAAUUACGAUCAUAAACGUUCUCCACAUUUGCCAUCAUUACCUGAGGAGCCUAACCACGCAGAAGAAGAUCCUUUGCCUGCUGUUGCUGGCCUGCGAAUUGUGGGAGAUGCAGUGCUGGGAAGCAAACUGACUGUUUGUGGCCAUUCCAUCAACGGAACUGCUCUUUGCAAUUUUCAGUGGAUACGGUAUUACAAAGAUGGUGCCGAGGACAUUGAUGGCGCGUCUCAAACCGAAUACACUCUAAGUGCUGAUGAUUGUGAAACCUUUAUCGCAAUACAAUGUUGUCCUAUGGAUGAUCGAGGACGGAAGGGAGAGGAAGUGAUUGAGUUUGCAAACAAUCAAAACAUAAUCAAAUGCGAUGCAACCAUGGACGAUCAAAUCAAUGUUCAUAUUGCGGCUGCUCAGGCUCAGUUCGAUGUGACGGUUAUGGAGGACGGAACUGAAGACUGGGAACCUGGAACUUUGAUAACCAAACGUUUGAGCUAUCAAAUAAUACGAAACGGCGUACGGUUGGUUAAGGAAAGUUACACUUCAGACGUUAAUGUGCGGGUCAUUUUGGGACAGUUUAUUCAGUGCGCAAUAAUAAGCAGCGAUGGGAAAGAGCACAUGCUGACUUUCAAAGAUAAUCGGCUUCGCGAUCGUGCGGUACUUACUUUAAGGCGUUUCAAGCAAAUGGCACUGGAGGGUAAGAGAGUGAGAUCAAAGAGCUGGUUUGGCAAGAAGGCCGGCUAGUUGCCCUCCAGAUAUACGUUUCCUUGUUUUAUUAAUGUUGAGAAUGACACACUCUUAGCUGUAAGCUGUGAUCAGAAACCAAACUAUUGAGGUCAACUGGGACCAGCAUUUUACA
Molecule: messenger RNA, 2133 nt
Organism: Selaginella moellendorffii
Lineage: Eukaryota; Viridiplantae; Streptophyta; Lycopodiopsida; Selaginellales; Selaginellaceae
Exons: 21
Coding region: 240-2018 (592 amino acids)
Cellular component (GO): plasma membrane
Source: RefSeq, a predicted model, not a curated record